Jaculus jaculus (lesser Egyptian jerboa) is the source of this 1362-nucleotide messenger RNA. It is a transcript of the gene Mef2b, whose product is annotated as myocyte enhancer factor 2B. Gene Ontology annotation, biological process: positive regulation of transcription by RNA polymerase II. The coding region runs from base 94 to 1017 and encodes 307 amino acids. The transcript is spliced from 8 exons. Gene Ontology annotation, molecular function: RNA polymerase II cis-regulatory region sequence-specific DNA binding; protein dimerization activity; DNA-binding transcription factor activity, RNA polymerase II-specific. The record is from RefSeq and is a predicted model, not a curated record. Lineage: Eukaryota; Metazoa; Chordata; Mammalia; Rodentia; Dipodidae.
UCCUUCUCCAGUGCUCCUCUCCUGCUGGGACCUGAAGAAGGGACAGAUUGAAAGGCUGGUCUCUGGGAUCCAGUCCUAGAAGGACCUCCACAGAUGACAUUUCCUCCUGAAGCCAGAGAACAGAAUCGCUUUGCCCAGCCCGAGAAAAUGGGGAGGAAAAAAAUCCAGAUCUCGCGCAUUCUGGACCAAAGGAAUAGACAGGUGACGUUCACCAAGCGCAAGUUCGGGCUGAUGAAGAAGGCGUACGAGCUGAGCGUGCUGUGCGACUGCGAGGUCGCGCUCAUCAUCUUCAACAGCGCCGACCGUCUCUUCCAGUACGCCAGCAGCGACAUGGACCGCGUGCUGCUGCGCUACACCGAGUGCGGGGAGCCGCACGAGAGCCGAACCAACGCGGACCUGCUGCAGGCACUGAAGCGGAGGGGCGUGGGGCUUGAGGGGCCCGAGCUCGAUCCGGGACAGGGGAUUGAAGGGUCGGGGGAGAAGCUGCUGCGGAGACUGGCAGGUGACAGAGGCGACCUGGCCUCGCCCCUGCCCCGGGUCUAUCCCGCAGUCCCCACAAUGGACCCAGUGUACUGGACCCCGCAUGGUCCCCCACGCUGUGACCCCAGCGUGCUCCGGGAGGCCCCAAUCUCUCACAGCCGCCUGUCUCCCUUCCGACCGGCGUUCCCUGGAUCUGGGAUCCCGGGCCUUGGACACCACAUCUUCUCCCCAAGCCACCUCGCUGCAGGCAGAACCCCGCCAUCCACGGACCCGGACCUCCCCGGAGAGAGACCAAGCACCCUGAAAAGCAUCCACCGUGCUGCCACCCCAGGACCUACGCUGGGUAGCCUCGCCCCACCGCUAUCCUGGCCUGGACUGGUCCAGGAUGGUGCCCUCACCCAUGUAGCUUCCCCUCAGACUACCACCGUCAGCAUCAAGUCUGAGCGCCUGUCUCCUUGUCCUGGCAUACCCAGCGACCUCCCCGAGGGCUUCCCACGCCCACUGCUGCUGCCCACCCCCCGCUGGCCCCGGCCUUAGGGGUUCAGACCCAGGACUGGCCCUUCUCAACCUUGAGCACCAGACCAAUUGGUCUUGGUAACCUUGUGGUCGUCCCCAUGACACUGGUGAAACCCUCGGCUGUGGGAGAGAACUACUGUCACUCAGUGCAGGGAAUUCAGAUAACAAGGGGUGCCCACUAUCCCCCACACUCACCCUCACAUAAGUGCCCUACGUGAAAACUAGAAGCCAGGUAUGAGUGAGAACUUGCCUGUUUGUCUGAAUCUUGGAUACCUCACUUGAUAUAUUUUCCAGUUUCAUAUAUUGCCCUGCAAAUUUCAUUUUUCUUUAUGGAUGAAUAAAAUUCCAUUGUGUAGCUGUACCAUA